AUGACGGAAACAAAUGAACCUGUUGCCAGCAAUGUCAUGACCGGUGAGCCUAAUUUCGGCAGCACCAUGGCACCAACAAUGACCCUCCCCGAACAACCACAACUAUCCUUGGCCCCUCAGCAAGACACCAACCCUCCGUUGCAACAGACGCAGCCUGCCCCUGAACGACCUAGCAAGAAGGCUUCGGGUCAGUCACGUCAGAAGAAAAGUGGCAAUGCCUCCAGCUCUGCCGCUCCUGGUCCCCAGGACGAUGGGAUGCCAUCGGCUUUUUCCAAGAAACGACGCGGUCGUCCUCCUGGCCGUCCAAACACAACGGUCAAAGAGUCUGAGUACGAGAGUGACCCCUUAGUCCAGAAAUGGAAUGCGGCAAAAGCCGAACGGGCUGUUUCUGUUGUAACAAUCGGCAUCCGGGAAGCCUUAACGGAGCAGUCUUUGGUCCAUGAAAUCCAAAGAACCAUCUUCAAGCUUCCCAGUCGCGAGCUUAUUGAAAAACGCAAGGCUAAGGACCAGCUUCCAGCCCCUCCUCAACCUGAUGACAAUGCAACCAACGAGGCGGCUUCCCGGUCUGCUCCUCGUGAGGAACUGGUUACCCAACCUCAAGCUCUUCAUAACCAAGGCCUGCCCAAUCAACCUGGCCAUUUAAUGGUACAAAAUGGGCAUCUACCGGCAGAGGGAACUUCGACUUCAUCCACCUUUUCCGAAGCAGAUGGAUCUCAGCUAGCCGGCUCUGCAAACCAGACCAACCAUCUCACUCAUUCACAUUUUCUUCAUACAAAUCCUGACCAAGACCCUACAGGUGCCCACGAAGCGGGUGCGGUCGAUGGCGACACGGAGUUUGUGGAUGCUCAGUUGGCAGAGCAGCUGUUACCCGAGAUUGGGCGUCAUGAGUCAUGA
Messenger RNA from Thermochaetoides thermophila DSM 1495, 894 nucleotides. RefSeq lists its product as uncharacterized. Bases 1 to 894 code for a protein of 297 amino acids. The transcript has 3 exons. NCBI's taxonomy places the organism in Eukaryota, Fungi, Ascomycota, Sordariomycetes, Sordariales, Chaetomiaceae. The record is from RefSeq and is a predicted model, not a curated record.